UUUUUUUCCUCUUUUUCUCAACACAAACAAAUACAGAGAAUUUAAUUUCCUUCAUUUCUCUUUCACCAUUUCCUUAAUUAAAAGCUCUCAAAACUUGUAAAUGGCUACUUCCAAAGUCCUCCUUGCAUCAGUUUUUCUUUCUCUGCUUGUUCUCCAUCAAGUCCAUGCAGUUCAAACCAAUCAAGCUACUAGCAAUGCCAUUCCCCAAAAUGAUUCCAGCAUGAAAAUCGAUUGUGAGGGGGCUUGUGCUGUAAGGUGCCAAUUAUCCUCGAGGCCAAAUCUCUGCAAGAGGGCUUGCGGGACUUGCUGCGCCAGGUGCAACUGCGUGCCGCCGGGCACUUCCGGCAACUACGAUGCCUGCCCUUGCUAUGCCAGUUUGACUACCAAAGACAACAAGCGCAAAUGCCCUUAAGUUAUUACAACCUAGUUUUCAUUCGCAGAAUCCAUCCCCAUAUUUUCAUAUGUUUAUUAUCAGAAUAAUGUAUAGAUGGAAUCUUGUGUUUAGCUUUGUUCUUUUGUGUUCAUAUGUAUGUGUCAUAUGAAAGCGUUUAAUUUGUCUUGUUAUAUAUAAUAUUCCUGUAAGAGUCACUGAGCCUAACGGUUGCAGAUAUAUUUGUGGUAUCUUGUCUUAAUCUUUUCAUUUGAUCGUUU
Olea europaea var. sylvestris is the source of this 651-nucleotide messenger RNA. Its product is annotated as snakin-2-like. The transcript is spliced from 3 exons. The record is from RefSeq and is a predicted model, not a curated record. NCBI's taxonomy places the organism in Eukaryota, Viridiplantae, Streptophyta, Magnoliopsida, Lamiales, Oleaceae. Bases 101 to 412 code for a protein of 103 amino acids.